Galeopterus variegatus (Sunda flying lemur) is the source of this 1214-nucleotide messenger RNA. It is a transcript of the gene RASSF10, whose product is annotated as Ras association (RalGDS/AF-6) domain family (N-terminal) member 10. Bases 1 to 1122 code for a protein of 373 amino acids. The transcript has 2 exons. The record is from RefSeq and is a predicted model, not a curated record. Lineage: Eukaryota; Metazoa; Chordata; Mammalia; Dermoptera; Cynocephalidae.
AUGCAAUGUGAUCGGAGUGUCUCCGUUAGAGAUCGCUGGGUACCUCGGUUUCCCUGUCUGCGCAAAGUGCAUUCCCUAGACGGCACUGUCUUGAAGGACCAGGAACCACUUCUGGGGGCGCCGUACUGCAGAAAGAAGCAGAAAAACGAGAUNAAGCUCAACCGGCGGCGCCAGCAGCAGCCGCCGUCGUCCUGUUCGUCCACUUCAUCAUCCACCGCUUCGUCCUGCUCGUCGUCGCCACGGGCCCAGGAGAGCGCGUCGGUGGAGCGCAUGGAGACGCUGGUUCAUCUUGUGCUCUCCCAGGACCACACCAUCCGCCAGCAGGUGCAGCGGCUCCGGGAGCUGGACCGCGAGAUCGACCGCUACGAGGCCAAGGUGCACCUGGACCGCAUGCGACGGCACGGGGUCAACUACGUGCAGGACACUUACUUGGUGGGGGCAGGCAUCGAGCUCGACGGGCCCAGUCCGGGGGAGGAGCCGGCGGAGGUGGCGGCGGCGAAGAAGGAGGCGGCGGCAGGGGCACCCCUGGACGGCGAGGCGCAGGCAGCGGCCCUGGAGGAGCUGGCCAGACGCUGCGACGACCUGCUGCGGCUGCAGGAACAGCGGGCCCAGCAGGAGGAGUUGCUCGAGCGCCUCUCAACCGAGAUUCAGGAGGAGCUGAACCAGAGGUGGAUGCGGAGGCGCCAGGAGGAGCUGGCGGCACGGGAGGAGACCCCGGAGCCCGACGGCAGCCCCGACGGUGAGCUGCUGCUGGAGAAGGAGCGGGUUAGGACGCAGCUCAGCACCAGCCUUUACAUCGGGCUCCGGCUCAACACGGACCUGGAGGCCGUCAAGUCGGACUUGGAUUACAGCCAGCAGCAGUGGGACAGCAAGGAGCGCGAGCUGCAGGGCCUUCUCCAGACUUUGCACACUUUGGAGCUGAUGGUGGCACCGGAUGGGGAUCCCGGUUCCGGCGGACCCUCGCGGGAACCCGGGCCCCAGGCGUGCGCCGAGAUGUGGGUAGACCAGGCCCGCGGACUGGCCAAGAGCUGUCCUGGGAACGACGAGGACUCGGAUACGGGACUGAGCUCUAUGCACAGCCAGGACUCGGACUCGGUGCCCGUGUGCGAGUCCCUUGUAUAGGAGGGACAGGGAGGGAGAGGGGACGGACGCUUAUCCCUUUCUUGCAGAAUAAACUGGCCCAGCCGGCUCUGGUACUGGAAGCCAGGCUGGGG